AUGGCCGAUUCCACCGCGCACCCGCCGCCGGCGGUGGAUCAGCGAGUCCAGCGGCUGGCUACCCGCGCCUCCAUCGCAGUCGCCGCUGCGGCUACGCUCUUCCUCCUGUACCUCGUCCGGCACGCCUCCACCCCCUGCUUCCCCGCGUCCCACACCAUCCCCCUCUCUCCCUUCCCCCGCAACUCCUGCGACGCCGCCUCCCGCCGCGUCCUCCCCCCGGACCGCCGGCUCGCAAAGCUCCGCUCAUCCUCUCGCUGGCGCCGCCGCUCCACUGCGCUAGCGUCCUCCGUAUUCCCCCCGCUACACGGCCUCCGCCUCCUGGCCAACUCCUCCCGCGUCCUCUGCCUCACUGCCGGCGCCGGCAACGCCGUCGACGCGCUCCACGCAGCGGGGGUAAGCGAAGUGACCGGGAUCGACCUCGUGGACUUCCCGCCGCUCGUCCGUCGCGCAGACCCCCACCGCCUCCCCUUCUCUGACGGCGCCUUCGAUCUCAUCUUCUCCGACGACCCGGCGGGGAUCUCCGGCGCGCUCUUCCCGGCUCGCGUCGCCGCGGAGGCCGAGCGCGCUGUCCGCGACGGAGGCGCCAUCGCCCUCGCCGUCGACUGGCAGCAGGACCCCGCCGCCGUCGCCGCGCUCUUCAAGAGGUCGCGCGUCGUGGAUACCAGGGCUGUCACCUUGGAUGGCUCCCAGGUCAGGUUGCUAAUUUUUCAGAGUAAUGGCACCACCCUGAACCCGCGAUGA
This is a messenger RNA of Triticum turgidum subsp. durum (durum wheat), 741 nucleotides long. The record is from the annotation of a GenBank genome assembly. NCBI's taxonomy places the organism in Eukaryota, Viridiplantae, Streptophyta, Magnoliopsida, Poales, Poaceae.